Molecule: messenger RNA, 372 nt
Organism: Opisthorchis viverrini
Lineage: Eukaryota; Metazoa; Platyhelminthes; Trematoda; Opisthorchiida; Opisthorchiidae
Exons: 3
Coding region: 1-372 (123 amino acids)
Source: RefSeq, a predicted model, not a curated record
AUGCAGCAUUACAGUAUCACUGUCAUCGACUCAUUAAUAUUUGUCCCCGAGAAGAUUAGCAAACAAGAACUUACCGUAUUAAACUCCUUCGCCAUUGCUAAAUGGGUAAUCGAGUACAGUUCAUCCUCACGUGACACAGUAGGCGUCAAAGCGCACUCCAACAACUCCACCCAACUUCCAUUUCUUCCGUACGGCCAAUCAAAUUCAGCCGAGCAUUCCCAAGGCCCAGUCUAUCUGGCUUCUUUUAGUGUUCGCACUCUGAAGCAGGCAGGACAACAAAUUGCUCUUGCUCUUACACUGAAAUUGAUUGACAUAUAUGUGUGUACGACAGCGAGGCAACGAUGUCAAACAGUGAAGUUGUGCUGUGGAUGA